AUGGCGCCAGGUCCGAUAGAACAGCCAGAAUCGGAGCAAACGGAGACGAAACCAGUACCCAAACUGUCCAAGGGUGUUGUACUGGGCCCAGACGGCAAGCCAUGCCGUACCUGCACCGACGUAUCCUCCCUCUUCGCCAUGACAAAAGGCACAACUACCAAGAAGCGCCCCGCCCUCCCCACCGACUGCCCUCCCGAUGUCGCGCAACUAGGCCGCUCCUCUUGGACACUCCUUCACUCGAUCACCGCGCAAUACCCUGAAAACCCGUCUCCCGAAAAGCAAGCUGAGACAAGCACUUUCAUGAGAACGUUCGCAAAGCUAUAUCCGUGUUGGCACUGUGCCGGCGAUUUCCAAGACUGGAUGCAGAACGGGAAUGCGCCGCGGGUGAGCUCGCGGGAGGAAUUUGGACGCUGGAUGUGCGAGGCGCAUAAUGCAGUGAAUGUAAAGUUGGGCAAGAGUGUGUUUGAUUGUGGAAGAUGGGAAGAGAGAUGGAGGACUGGGUGGAAAGACGGAAGAUGCGACUUCUAG
Molecule: messenger RNA, 528 nt
Organism: Didymosphaeria variabile
Lineage: Eukaryota; Fungi; Ascomycota; Dothideomycetes; Pleosporales; Didymosphaeriaceae
Gene: ERV1
Product: Flavin-linked sulfhydryl oxidase of the mitochondrial IMS
Exons: 2
Coding region: 1-528 (175 amino acids)
Cellular component (GO): mitochondrion
Molecular function (GO): flavin-dependent sulfhydryl oxidase activity; flavin adenine dinucleotide binding
Source: RefSeq, a predicted model, not a curated record